CUCUCGAUAGAUACUGCGCCGAACAGGACGACGGACGAACGGUCGGACGGACGGACGAACGACAGCCUCGAUCAGGGCCCUCUAAAAAAGGUAAAAAAAAGAGAAGAGGAAAAAGAGGACAACAAGAGCAAGAAGAUAGACCGGAUUCAUUAUUGGCGCGCGCUCUCUCUCUCUAUUGCUCGGCUAUAGGCAGUAGGGUAUUCUUUUCUCAUCAUCUCUUUUCGCAAUUGGUCACACGCUUUCCUCUCGAUUGAAUGUGUGCACGAACCAAAAUAUCGACGAAAUCUCGGUGAACACGGCAGUUGAAAAGCAAAAAUUCCAUUCCGCUGAGGAGAACCGCGCAUCGCACGAAUCACAACUUCACGCACGCAGACCGCCCGCCGCCGUCGCCGCCCACAAUCCCAGCCGGUAUGACAGAACUUCAGGUAUCCUCAAAUAGUAACGGUGUUGGUGGAGGAGGAGGAGGAAGAGGAACAGGAGGAGGAGGGGGGAGCGGAGGCGCAGGAGGAGGGAAUCACGACGAUCACCACGGGGAAGGCUCUGCCGAUGCAACCGCGCAGUCGGCUACUGAUUCGCAGUCCCCACCACCGUCCGCCACAGCACAAAGUUCGUCGGGACGGAGCCCCAAGAAGCGGCGUAAGGUCAAUCAUGCUUGUGUGUAUUGCCGUCGCUCCCACAUGACAUGCAACGAUGUUCGGCCUUGCACGCGCUGUGUAAAAAGGAACAUCGGCCAUCUCUGCCACGACGAGCCUCGAGAGCCAAAGAAACACAAGGCCGAACACUCGGGCCAGGAGAAUGGCCACGAGGAUCAGCACAUCCACACUUCGCCAAAGGCAUCAAUUGCCCCAUCGGUCAAUGGUAUGUCGAAUUCUAUGGAGCACCAGGACUUGAAGCCAACGGUUUCCGCAACUCAAGUCGCGGUGUCCCUUGGACCACCCCCCUUGCCAACGUCCAGGACCGGUGGGGGGCCGUCGACAGUAGCACCAUCAGCUGUGUCGGUGACACCCCGGUCAAAUAUGAAUGCAAACUCCCAAGCUUUCUUGGGAGUCAGCGACUGGGACAUCCCUCAACCUCAGCAAACGUCAAGUUUCACGAACCCGUACCAUCAGCAGUGGAUGUUUUCCGCACCGGAGGUCUCCAGCGAGUUCAACCUGUUGAGCGAUUUUCUGGGCAACCUAUAUUCGGAGGAGCUAUUUGACACUUCGCCGGGGCUGUUCGAUAAUGCCCAGGGAACCCCCAAUCCCCUCGGGCUCAGCGAUUUCACCCCGCAAAGGCACACGACUCCGGCGUCGAAUACCAACCCAACCAAUUCUCGGCCCGGGAACGGGCGGGCCUCGGACCGCGCGCGGGAGAACUACUACCUGACCGCAGCCGAUCCUAACAAGGAUGUCCCUGAAGAGCGGAUGAAGCAGGUGUUGAAGGCCAAGCUGGAAGCGGGGCUGUUGAAACCUUUCAACUACGUCAAGGGCUACGCCAGGCUCUCGCAGUACAUGGAGAAGAACAUGCAGCCAAGUUCGCGGAAGAAGAUCCUGUCGAAACUGGACGAGUUCAGGCCCAAGUUCCGGGAACGCACGCAGUCGCUGACCGACUUGGAUCUGGUCCAUGUGGAAGAGUGGUUCGAGAAAUCGUUGCUCGAGUACGACCGUGUGUUCGCGUCCAUGGCGGUGCCGGCUUGCCUCUGGCGCCGAACCGGAGAAAUCUUCCGGGGAAAUAAAGAGUUCGCCGAGUUGAUAAAUGUUCCUAUCGAGCACAUGCGAGACGGAAAACUUGCAAUCUACGAAUUGAUCGUGGAGGAUUCAGCGGUCAGCUACUGGCAGAAAUUCGGCACUAUAGCUUUCGACACUACGCAAAAGGCCAUGCUCACAAGCUGCCAUCUCAAAAACCCGGACCCCACUGCCACGGAAAAGCUGAUCCACUGUUGCUUCUCUUUCACAAUAAGACGGGACAGCUAUGACAUACCCGCGCUCAUCAUUGGCAACUUUAUGCCCAUACACCCAAAGAAACACAUUCCCAGCUCGUGAGAGUCGGACUACAGCACUAUCCUCCCUCCCAAUACUCGAUGUUGACGUAUGAUACCCCGCAUUACUUCACUGGUGGCUUGCUGCAACACAUUCACACAUUCGUCUGUCCGUCCGUUUGUCUGUCUACGUCUUAACGAAUCCCCAUUAAUGCCCCCCGUAAGUAACAGUGUCACACGAGUCGUUCGAUGAGCAGCUGGGUAGGA
Molecule: messenger RNA, 2224 nt
Organism: Tricharina praecox
Lineage: Eukaryota; Fungi; Ascomycota; Pezizomycetes; Pezizales; Pyronemataceae
Exons: 6
Coding region: 411-2021 (536 amino acids)
Biological process (GO): regulation of DNA-templated transcription
Cellular component (GO): nucleus
Molecular function (GO): zinc ion binding; DNA-binding transcription factor activity, RNA polymerase II-specific; RNA polymerase II transcription regulatory region sequence-specific DNA binding
Source: RefSeq, a predicted model, not a curated record